AUGUCGACAACAAUCAAUCUCGAUUCCAUCAAUGAUGAGAAUGAUCCAGAUGCUACGCAGGGGGAAGCAGACAUCUUUCAAAUCCUAAAACAGGGAUUGAGUUCUGAAGCUGAUUCUGCGACCGGAGCAGCCCAGUUAGCCGAAUCCUUGCGGGUAUAUAUUCAUGACCAAGCAGCUGGAUCUCGCAAAGUCGCCAAUGACCUGCUUUGGGAUCUUUGGCCAUUGCUAGUGCAAGUGGUAACAUUUUUGCCCAUCGAUCACCCAUGGCAAGAUUGCCUCAUAACGACGGUUGAUAAGUUACGGCGCGAGGGUGGCCGUAUUAUAGCCUCCGAUGAUAGUGAGCAGUGGGCAGACUUGCCUGGACUUAGCAUGUACCUUGUCGACAAAUGGGCAGAUCCCUCAAAGAUAGGCGACUCUACUUCUGAAGAUGUUGAAGCUUGGAAGCGCUUGAAUUCAUUUGCUUCCCGCCUGCUAGCUGACGACUUCAGGCACUGGAUUCCAUUGGCCUGGUGGGAGAUUACUGCCGGCCUGGAGACUGCAUCGCAAGAUCCGACCGAGUUUGAGUGGAGGUUGUGGGUUGUGACUGAAUGGCUGAUUCAAUGCGGUGACCUCUUGUUCAAGGACCUGAGCUCCCCCGAAGAGCUAGACUCAGGGGUUCUGGCUUCUGUCAGGCCUGGCCCCUUAUGUGCAGACGUCCACCCAAUGAGUCUCCAGCGAUGGGAGUUCUGGCUGUCAAGACUGAUGGAGCUCAGUAGCGGGAGAUAUACAGUGGAAGGGGGUUCAAAGGAGGUUGAACUGAGCGCUUCAUCCAUAUCCCGCAUCGAACAGGCUAUUGGUGCGAUGCGCAGACAUGCGUCAAGCAGUAAUGCGCAAGAUCAAUCUUGA
Penicillium salamii is the source of this 885-nucleotide messenger RNA. Lineage: Eukaryota; Fungi; Ascomycota; Eurotiomycetes; Eurotiales; Aspergillaceae. The record is from the annotation of a GenBank genome assembly.